AUGGAGGACGGCGGCGUUUGGGCUCUACGGCUUCACCCAGUUCACCAAAUCCGGUUUCCUGUAGGAUCAGCAAAACCUGAUCCUCAAAAUUGGCCGAAAGCUGUCAUCAACAUUACGGGGUUGAAAAUUCGGCACUCUAAACGAUUAAAUUUUGUAGUGGAGCAUGCAAAGAAAUUCAGAGAGGAGGAUAUGCAGAUCCGGUUGGAUGGGAAAAAUUGCCUGGUAACUGGAGCAAAUUCUGGCAUUGGUUUUGCUACUGCUGAGGGUUUGGCUUCACAUGGUGCUACUGUCUAUAUGCUCUGUCGUAACAAGGAGAGAGGGGAGGCUGCUCUCAACCAAAUAAGAUCCAAAACUGGAAAUGCAAAUAUUCAUCUGGAGAUUUGUGACCUUUCAUCUAUCAAUGAAGUAAAAUCGUUUGCAACAAAGUUCACUUCAAUGGAUAAACCACUCCAUGUCUUGGUAAACAAUGCUGGCUUACUAGAGCACAAGCGUGAGACUACAGCAGAAGGAUUGGAGCUCAAUCUUGCUGUCAAUGUAGCUGCGACAUACACUUUAACAGAGCUAGUUAUGCCGUUAUUGGAGAAAGCAGCAUCAGAUGCUCGUGUCAUCACAGUUGCAUCAGGAGGCAUGUACACCGAGCCACUGAACAAGGACUUACAGUUCACCGAAGGCACCUUCGAUGGGACACAACAAUAUGCUCGAAACAAAAGAGUUCAGGUGGCACUCACUGAAUGGUGGGCUGAGAAAUACGGCAACAAGGGAGUUGGUUUCUAUUCCAUGCAUCCUGGAUGGGCUGAUACGCCUGGCGUCGCCAAGAGCUUGCCCGGAUUGUCAGAAAAGUUGUCUGGAAACCUGAGAACAAAUGACGAAGGAGCUGAUACAGUGGUUUGGUUGGCGUUGCAACCUAAGGAGAAGUUAACCUCAGGAGCUUUUUACUUUGACCGGGCUGAAGCACCAAAACAUUUGAAGUUUGCUGGGACUGCAGCUUCGCAUGCUCAGAUAAACUCCAUCGUUGAUAGCAUUAGAUCCAUCUGUGGCUUCUCUGUUAAAGGUUGA
This is a messenger RNA of Miscanthus lutarioriparius, 1056 nucleotides long. The record is from the annotation of a GenBank genome assembly. Lineage: Eukaryota; Viridiplantae; Streptophyta; Magnoliopsida; Poales; Poaceae.